This is a messenger RNA of Anopheles stephensi (Asian malaria mosquito), 4321 nucleotides long. RefSeq names its product glycerol-3-phosphate acyltransferase 1, mitochondrial (gene mino). Gene Ontology annotation, cellular component: mitochondrial membrane. The transcript has 8 exons. Bases 929 to 3613 code for a protein of 894 amino acids. The record is from RefSeq and is a predicted model, not a curated record. Lineage: Eukaryota; Metazoa; Arthropoda; Insecta; Diptera; Culicidae.
ACGGGACCGUGCGAAUGCGAUUGUGGACGAACAAAAUCAUCGCGAACGGCGCUCGGUGCCGGCAGUCACUCGAUAGCUUCUCCUAUCGUCGUCGGAUAUGGUCAGACGAAUGGCAUCAGCGUGCGCGACCGGGGAGAGAUAGUUGGUUUUCUUGAUUAGUGAUUAUACGUUCCCGUCCGCGUGAGUCGACGGGUCGUGCCAGUACGUGUCUUGGCAGUGUUCUUGGUCUCUCCGAGCAUACCUGAUUGUGUUGCGCGUGGUGAAAGUGGAGCUGGAUGGAAGCAGCUUUGUUCCAGUUUAGAAGCGUAACCCAGUAGAAAGAAUACGGCCAUUUGUAUCUGUACCAUUGAUGAUACCGUUUCUCGAACAAGCUGCUAGUGUGGCCGAUUGAUGUAUCGAAGGUGGAUCGAUUCGAUGAAGUGCAUCCAUUGAUGAGCAAGCAUCGGUGAUCACGCGGUGUUCGGCACCCGCGAGUAUCAGAUUCGGCACUGUGGUAUUUCUGUAUACGGGUUUUGUUUCAUUUGCUUUGAACCGGUGCCAAAAAGACAGUGCUGUACCGUGUUCGUUGUCAUUGUAGUGCAAGCCUGUCGACGUCAUGCUCGGAUGGUAGCGACUAAAAGUGAAAGGAAAAAGGGAGAACUCUGUUUGCGCCUAGAUUGGGCUCGUGCGGGUGCCUUCGCUAAGACUUUGGAGUCCUGGUCACAGGACAUGCAAAGUAAUAAGCUAGUGAUGAUCGUUGAUUGUGUGUAAGCAUUGUAAAGCAAAAUCAAAGUAAAGUGCAUAUAGGAUAUGCAAGGACAUUUACAUUCGUCCUUGUGAUCGGUCAACAAGCGUUAGGCCUAACUGCGCUCGUUCGCGAUCAUUGAUUAGAAAACAGAACCGUGUGAUUUGUAUUGCUGGAUGCGGUAAACCUUAAACGCACAUCAAAAUGCUGGGAAUUCUGGAAGUGUUGCUGUUCCUUUGCAUCAUAGGAUACUUUUUCAACAAAGAACGAGCAAUCGAUAUGGUCGAUAUCAUAUCGAACCGCGUUCAGGAGGCAUACGGCUCCUUCCGGUUACCGAGCAUGUUUGCACCGGGAACGGACACCCAACAAAAUGGAGGAUUUUCGACCUAUUCGAUGCUUAAGCGUUUCGGCGAGGCUGGAAGACGGCAGCGUGAGUUAAAUGCUGACAUUGACCGUCAGGUGCGACAGCAAAGUCUCUUCCACAUAAAGGAAAUGCCGAUAACGCACGUGCAACCGGAAUUGAAACCAAUUCCUGGCAUGGCAUGUCCACACUGCUCGCCGACAGAAAGCCGUCCUCAGCUCGACGCGGACGAUCGGCGACGCCAUGCGAUAGACAUUCUGCGCGUAACAACCCACGCUGGAGAGCAGUACGCUCGUGUCAACAAUCCCGGAUCCUUCGACUGGGGUGUUUGGUGUCCGCAUCUAGCUCAGGCCACGCGCGUGCGCCGUUUCUCGUACCCGCAGGUAGCCGGUGCCGUGUUGCCCGAUGAGCGUGUGCAGGAGGCCCUGGAUAUGGCCGCAAAAGAAUCCAUCAACGAUAAACGUGCCGAGCUAGGAGUUGCGGAGAAUGAUGAAAGCUUUGACGAAGAUAGCUACUACAGUGCGAUGCUACGGAAUCAUGAACGAAGAGCAGGAAAGAUCUUGAUCGGUAUGCGUUCAAAGAUUUCGAACCUUGUGUUGCGCAUUACCUCCUGGGUGCUGUAUAAGUUGCUGCCCUGCUUCAUGUCCGGUGUGGCCGCCCAUCCGGCGCAGGUGGAAAUGAUAAAACGUGCGAUCGAAAAACACCCAGACGUUCCGUUGAUCUUUCUGCCGCUUCAUCGCAGUCAUUUGGACUACAUUAUGGUUAGCUUCAUUCUGUUGAACAACGAUAUCAAGUGUCCGCUGGUAGCCGGUGGGGACAAUCUUCGCAUUCCCGUGUUUGGUAGCAUUCUGCGUUAUGAUGGAGCGUUCUUCAUUAAGCGCAAGAUCGACCCGCUUACCGGUAAAAAGGAUCACGUGUACCGAGCAAUUUUGCACACCUAUCUGCAGAAGUGUUUGACGGCCGGGCAUAAUGUCGAAUUCUUUAUCGAAGGUGGUCGUACCCGUACGGGUAAACCCUGCAUGCCGAAGAGUGGCAUUCUUUCAGUGAUUGUGGACGCAUUCAAUGACAAAAGUAUCUCGGACGCAUUGAUCGUACCGGUGUCAAUCAACUACGAAAAGCUGGUCGACGGUAACUUUGUGCGAGAGCAGCUGGGACAGAAGAAAAUUCCGGAAAGCUUUGCUUCGGCGGCAUCGGCAAUCAUGAAGGUGCUGAAGGCCCGAUACGGACUGAUGAGGAUUGAUUUCAAUGAACCGUUCUCGCUAAGCGAGUUGGUCAAGUCGUUGCGUAAAUCCGACACCGCGCACAAUUACACCCCAGAGAUGCGACGGCUACAACACAAACCAUCUUCAUCCUCGUUGUUCGGUACGGACGUAGUGCAGGAAGAACAGGACCAACGGCAACUGAUCGACAACAUUGCACGCCACGUGGUGUACGACAGUGCCCGUGCCACAUCUGUCAUGACGACAAAUGCUUUAGCGUUCCUACUGCUGAACCGUUUCCGUGACGGAGCGCCACUUUCGAUUCUGGUGGAGGCACUCGAUGAACUGCGUGCCGUGCUGAAUGGAGUCCGUGAUCUUGGGUUCACGGGUUCUUCCGACGACGUCAUACGCUACGCAGCCGAUCUCUUAGGCCCCGGUCUAGUGUCCAAAGAAAUGCGCAAUGGGCAAUUGUUCAUCAAACCGGUAGUUAUGAUUCCGAACGUGAUCGAGCUUUCCUACUAUUCGAACUGUCUCAUACCUCACUUUGCGCUCGAAUCGAUCGUGGUUACGUGUGCAACGUUACUGAAGCGUGAAACGGAGCGCAAAGCAAACACCGAUCGGCACGAUCACGUGGAAGAGGUGACGGUCGGACGAAGGGCGUUGCUAGAAAUGUGUAUGGAGUUUGCCGAGCUCCUGAUGUAUGAGUUCAUCCUAUGCAAACCGUGCCAGAAGCUAGAAACGGUGAUUGAAAACACACUGCAGGAACUCUGCCUGCGGGAGAUCCUGUUGCAGCCGGAACGGGAGUUUACCGAGGAACAGAUGAUGGCGCGCAAACUGGCACGAAAUUUGGAGUGCGACGGAUUGGAUGUGGACGAUGAAGAGUUGGACGAUUAUUUCGAUGAUCAGCACAAUUCCACCACGCACGGGCGAUUUGGAAUGGAUGAGGACGAUACGCGGAUACACUUCCCAGCAGAAAAGCACUGCGAUCGGCUUGUGCUACAGUCGGUACUGGCACCGUUUACGAACACAUACUCGGCAGUGGCGUCCUCGUUGCAUCAGCUGCUGGACGGUAAUUCUAUAGUGGAAUCCGAAUUUAUUCGCCUGUGCAUCAAAGAGAUUAGUACCCGCGUAGAGCUAGGAGACUGCAAAUAUGGUGAAAGCAUAUCCACCGACACUGUACGAAACUGCCUAAAAGUUUUCCAGAAACGGUCGUACAUCGAGAUUACAAACAACAAUGGUGUGCGGUUGGUUUCCCUACAAGCCCCCUACGAUACGAUGGCGGAACUGCAGAACAUAGUACAAGAGGUGCACAUUUUUGUACCGGUUUAGCACCGCGGCAGGAUCUUGAUCGUUCCAAUACACCUAUCCAGACGAUACCAAAAGCAAACAAACGUUUAACCAAAAGCAAACGUUUGUUUGAAGCACAUACGAUGUAAUUGUGUGUGGCUAAGAAGACAAAACAAGCAAGGAGGGGCAAAACGAUGCGAAAGGUUUGUGAUGUGACUUUGUGAAACCUCAAAAGACUGUUUGUUUACUCCUCCGCAAUUUACGCUGAAAGCACAAAGAAUGAAAUUUACAGUCCAAAAUGUAAACUGCUGGGCAGCGGAUGCGAUGCAAUCGGUCUGCCUGUCGUGUAUAAUGUUAGAAUGAGAGGAACUUUGUUGUUGUUUUUUAGGAACCUAGGAACAUACGUUGUAAUUGCUCAAUCGGACCCGGCAUCACCGUAAUUUCCAGUGAAGGAUGAGCAGUGUCUUAUCCUUCGUACAAUUUGUAUUAGAUAAACGAACAACACAUUUGGUGAAUAGAACUCAUAUCAGGUUUGAAAGUAACAAAGUUUACAUGCAAAUCGUCGGCACGGCACAUACACAUUUAGUACGGCCGGAAAGGUAAUUUAGCAAGCUGAGCAAAACAUUAUUGCGGGUAUUUUGCGGUAAAAUUUAUUCAAAUUUUUGUAUAUGCCGGACAUGUAGAUAAUCAAGUGACUAGAAUCGAUUGGAAAUUUACUGAGUGAAAUACAUAAAAUGAUAAGACAAUGAA